AUGGCUACCACCUUAGCAGAGAUUGUAUCCAAAAUUGCUAGUCAGGGUAAGAACCCUGAUGUAUCUUUCUUAAAAGAUAAUCCUGAAGCUCAAACUAUGCUUUUGAUGGCUCUUUUAUCAAACGCAAAUAACAAAAAUGGGGCUGCACCCAUUGAUACCACCGAUAAGCGUAAAUACGACUCUGUUAGUAGUGCUAGUAGCUCCCCCAGUCCCCCUAGAGAUGAAACGGAGGGACCCAGAAGAGUGGGAAGAAAACCAGUUACAAGUGAUGAAGAAGACUCAGAUAACCCUAAAUCAAAGAGAAAGGCACAAAACAGAGCUGCCCAAAGAGCUUUCAGAGAACGCAAAGAGAACCAUGUGCGUAUUUUAGAAGACCGAGUCAAAGAACUGGAAAAUUUGAACAUGGAAAAGGAUUCAGCGCUUGCUGUAGAAAAUGAGCAACUGAAAGAUAUGAUUGCCAGGUUACAAAAUGAGAAUGCAGCAUUACUUGGUUCAUCUACUUCUUUUGAGAACCCGUUAUCGACCAAUUCAGCCGCCAGUGACACCAAGCGACCUUCGAAACUGAUCCGAUCUUCCAAUGAACCGGCCUAUUUCAGUAGUUCUGCUUCUUCCAAUUCAACACCAGAGACACAACACCAACCAAUUAGUAUUGAUGAUAUAUUGGGCUUGGAUACUUCUGUCUUACCAUCGCAUGCUUUACUUGAUCACUCUGAGUUGUUGGGCUUUAAUAAUGAUUACACGGGCCAACUGAAUGAUAUGUUGAACCAACAUCGUUUAACAUUUGCAACUGAUCCCUCCGAGUUUGACUUUUUCUAUCCCUUGGCUAAUGAUAUCCUUGAUACUGAAUCAAUACAAUUACCGAAAGAUGAAGAAGGUACAAAAUACAUUAAUAAUAUCUCCAAGACUUGGGACAAGGUUUCCGAGCAUCCAAGAUUUGAUGAGGUCGAUAUGGAUUUAUUGUGUGACGAGAUGAAGAAAAAGGCUGUGUGUACAGAUGAAGACCAUGACAAGGAACUCCAAAAGGUUUUGAACAAACACUACCCAAUCGAAUAA
Molecule: messenger RNA, 1053 nt
Organism: Mucor mucedo
Lineage: Eukaryota; Fungi; Mucoromycota; Mucoromycetes; Mucorales; Mucoraceae
Exons: 3
Coding region: 1-1053 (350 amino acids)
Cellular component (GO): RNA polymerase II transcription regulator complex
Molecular function (GO): DNA-binding transcription activator activity, RNA polymerase II-specific; transcription cis-regulatory region binding
Source: RefSeq, a predicted model, not a curated record